AUGCGCUUCGCUUCAUCCGUCCUCGGCCUCGCUGCCACCGCUAGCACCGCCGCCGCUGCUGCUACUGCUGCCAACACUGGUAUCAGGGGCUUCAACUACGGAGCUUUCUUCCUUAACCAGGCCGCUAAGCAGCAAGCCGACUUCGAGUAUGAGUUCAACCGCGCCAAGGACCUCCAAGGCACAAGUGGAUGGACGAGUGCCCGUCUCUACUCUAUGAUCCAAUGGCAAACCGCAAACACCGUCAUCAGCGCAAUCCCGGCGGCCAUCAACACAAAGACGACCUUACUCUUGGGUCUCUGGGUUUCGGGUAGUGACCAAGCCAUCACAAACGAGAUCGCUGCUCUUAAGGCUGCGAUCAGCCAAUACGGAUCCGCAUUCACCGACUUAGUUGUUGGUAUCUCAGUUGGUAGCGAGGAUCUCUACCGUGACGCCAAUGGCGAAGUUGGCAUUGGCCCCCAGAAGCUCAUCGACUGCAUCAGCAAGGUCCGAAGCGCCAUUGCCGGUACUCCUCUUGCCGGCGUGCCCAUCGGCCACGUUGAUACCUACGACUCCUUCCUGAACGGUACCAACCGAGCCGUCAUCGAUAACAUCGACUGGCUUGGCUUCGACGGCUACCCGUACUGGGAGCAGGCCCUGCCUAACAGCAUCGGCGACGCGCACGAACGAUUCUAUAGCGGACUCAACAAGACUAUUGCUCUAGCUGGAAACAAGCCUGUCUACGUUACUGAGACCGGGUGGCCCGUAUCUGGAAAGACUGUUGGCCAAGCCGUAGCCAGUCCCGAAAACGCCCGCAUCUACUGGCAAGACAUUGCCUGCAGCCUGAUCGCGCGCGGUGUUAACCUGUGGUGGUACGACCUUCAGGAAUCCCAAUGGGGACAAGCCUCGCCAGAUUUCGGCAUCUUCCCGGCGGGUGACCUUAACACGGUCCAGGCGAGCUACGACCUCUCUUGCAGAUACAAUCAUAUAGACUUCCUUCGCAUAGAUAUUGUAAUCAUCAUGGUCUUCCUAGCGCGUUAUGGCGUUAAUACCCAUUGUUAUUCAGUCGUCUGGGUAUAG
Messenger RNA from Daldinia decipiens, 1056 nucleotides. Its product is annotated as glycoside hydrolase family 17 protein. Gene Ontology annotation, cellular component: fungal-type cell wall; extracellular region; cell surface. The transcript has 3 exons. Gene Ontology annotation, biological process: carbohydrate metabolic process; cell wall organization. NCBI's taxonomy places the organism in Eukaryota, Fungi, Ascomycota, Sordariomycetes, Xylariales, Hypoxylaceae. Gene Ontology annotation, molecular function: 1,3-beta-glucanosyltransferase activity; glucan endo-1,3-beta-D-glucosidase activity. The record is from RefSeq and is a predicted model, not a curated record. Bases 1 to 1056 code for a protein of 351 amino acids.